UGAUCAACCGAGUGAGAUAGAGAACUAUCUACUAGCUAUAGCUUGCUACUUUGUAAGAUAAGUCCUCUCUAUCAUGGCUCCCAACAGAGAAAACCUAAUGGGCUCAUCCUCAAGAGAACAAGAAAACUUGACAAGUAAGCCACUGCCGCCUCCAAAACUCUCAAUGGAAAGUCUUCAAAGAACAAUGUCUGACAUCUCACUCGAGCUAAUGAUGACCAAGGAAUUAGCCGCCAUUAACAAUGAAGGCGAUGGUGGUGAUCACGGUCAUAAGGACCUUCCGGCCAUAUCGGAGGAUGAGGAGCUGGCCAAAUGCGAAUGCUGUGGCAUGGCCGAGGAGUGCACGGCCGACUACAUAAGCCGCCUACGCCGCAAGUUCUCGGGCAAGCUAGUGUGUGGGAUCUGCGCCGAGGCGGUGAACGAAGAGAUGGAGAAGAAAGGAGUGACGCGAGAAGAGGCGCUGAAAGAGCACAUGAGCGCUUGUUCCAGGUUCAACAAGCUUGGCAGGACUCAUCCUCUUCUCUACCAAGCCGAGGCUUUCAAACAAAUCUUAAAGAAGAGUUCGAGUGGUAGGGCUAAGUCUCUGAGUCCUAGGGAUUAUAAGGGGACUACUACUGGUCAAAGGAAGAGUGCUGGAGUUCUUUCUAGGAGCUCCAGUUGUAUUCCUACAAUAGUUAGGAACGACAUAGAUUAACAUAUAUAUAUUUAUAUUAUAUACAUACUAUGAGAUGCUCUUAAUAUUAGUUAGCAAUGAUAGCUAUAUAUAUAUAUAUAUAUAUAUGCGAACAACACAACUUAUUAUUAUAACUACAACACACAGAGAUAACCAGAUUAUAUGUACGUAGUAUUAUCUUUUUUACUUUAAUAAAGCUAUGAUAUCUGUACGUGUAUUUUCUUAAUAUGAAGUGUUCUCUGGAAA
Molecule: messenger RNA, 916 nt
Organism: Humulus lupulus (European hop)
Lineage: Eukaryota; Viridiplantae; Streptophyta; Magnoliopsida; Rosales; Cannabaceae
Exons: 1
Coding region: 74-691 (205 amino acids)
Source: RefSeq, a predicted model, not a curated record